AUGUUCAUAAAAUUUAGUUCCAGUAGAGUGGAAAUUAAAACAUUUUCAACAGCCUGCGUGAAAUGUUGCAGUGAUAGCAACAGCUCCAAAACUUCUGAAAAACCGCUGAACACCAAGCUUAUAGCUAAACAGUCUCUGCUGUCUAGGAGAAGAUCCUUGUCUCCCCUCGAGAGGAUCAGUAACCUGCUUCCUCAAGAAUCAUUGAGCCCUGAGGUGAUCGAGCUGAGAGAAUAUAAUCAGCCAAAUGAAGAAGACACAUGUAUGCAAGAAGAGCAAAGCUCCUCUGAUCUCUUGGCCAUUUUGUCCAAACAACAGCAAAAUCCUGAUAUAGACGCGAAAGUGAUGUCACCCACUCUCUCACAAAAGACCUCACUUGUGUACGGGGAGCUGUUAGUGGCCGAGUAUCAUAGAAAAGGGAAUGUGGAGUUCAGGAAGAUGUUCCAACUUCAACCUGGAACACGUCUGCAGAGCAGCUGGGGGAUUAUACUGCAUGAAGAUGUAGCUGGUCAGCCUGCAGGUCAUUUCCAGAGGACAAACAGAGGGGUACCCAUCUUCAUACGACGUGCCAGUUUGGAGGAUUAUGUGGUUUAUAUGAAGAGAGGCCCUGCUAUCUUGUAUCCAAAGGAUGCCAGCAUUAUGCUGAUGAUGAUGGAUGUCACAGAUGGAGACUAUGUGCUGGAGUCAGGAUCUGGGUCUGGGGCCAUGUCUCUGUUUUUGUCUCGAGCAGUGGGCUCUAGGGGCAGCGUGCUAAGUAUUGACAUCAGAGAGGCUCACCUCAGAAGAGCCAUACUAAAUUACCAGCGGUGGAGGACCUCAUGGAGAGCAUGGAAAGGGGAGGAGUGGCCUGACAACGUCGAGUUUCAUAAUGCUGACCUUUGUACGGCUUCAUCUCUUCUCACCUGUCGGGUAUUCAGUGCGGUUGCUCUUGAUCUGAUAAACCCACACCUUGUUUUGCCCACUGUGAUUCCACAUCUGCACCCCGGAGCUGUAUGUGCCAUCUACCUUGCCAAUAUAACACAGGUGACUGAUCUGUUAGAAGGACUUCGAUGCUCAGCACUCCCUUUGCUGUGCGAACGCAUCAUCGAGGUUCCACUCCGAGACUGGCUUGUUGGUCCCGCCCUUCUUAAAGAUGGGCGAUAUUGUUCGAGGAAAGCUCUGAUAGUCAAUGAAACCCAGAGAGAACAGGAGAACACUGCACAUGGCACAGAACAAGAGGAACAUCCAGUCUUUGGGAGUGUUCCAUACAUUGCCAGGCCUCAUCCACAACAAUUGAGCCAUACAGCAUUCCUGGUCAAGCUGAGGAAGUUUGUGAGAUAG
This is a messenger RNA of Nerophis lumbriciformis (worm pipefish), 1317 nucleotides long. NCBI's taxonomy places the organism in Eukaryota, Metazoa, Chordata, Actinopteri, Syngnathiformes, Syngnathidae. The record is from RefSeq and is a predicted model, not a curated record.